AUGUCCCUUCAAACGGCCAACUGGAACUACCUGGGCAAUCAGUUUUACAAAAAGUUUGAAAUAUGUCAAAUGCUCUGGAAUGGCAUCAUAAACCUCGAGGACUAUGUCAUCGCCGCGGCGCCAUACGGCGGACCAAUCGCUCUUAUGAGCAAGGACAAUGUGUCGCGAAAGCAGACCAAGACGACCAUUUCGAUAUACUCGGCAAUGGGCGACUUGCUCUCGGCUUUCACAUCUCACGAGGAUAUUCUGCAAAUCGGCUGGUCCGUGAAGGAGGACUUGGUGUGCAUUCAGGCCAAUGGAUUCGUCAGCCUGUACGACCUCUCAGGAGCACAAAUCAACACGGUGACACUUGACCAGGAGAUUCGCGACGCCAAAGUAAUCGAAGGGCGUAUUUUCAACGGCCACUACGGCACCGGAAUCGCCAUUCUCACCACCUCUUUCACCUUUUACCUGUACAAUAACAUCUAUGAGCUGAAGAUCAGACGGCUCGCAGAAUUGCCCUUCUUUCACACUGCACCACUGUGCUGGGACGUGAUAUCAUCUGACAAGGACACCAAACUCAUCGUUUCCAAGGAGGACAAAGAGGUGGCCAUUCUCAAGUCGCUCGACGUCAGUUACCAGAUCAUCAAUCAUCUCAAGGAAGAGCUACCAGAGGCCAUCACCAUGAUGAGUCUGUCCUUUGACUUUACGCACAUUUGCUUCUUCACCGAAUCUGGCCGGCUGAUGUUGGCAAAGACGGAAAACAAUGUCGCCAGUCACUACAGUGUAUUUGAGACGGACUGCAAAAAAAAGUUAAAACAACUAGCCUGGUGCAGCAACGACGCCGUCGCCGUACACCUGGAGGACUUUAUCUUCUUCGUCGAUCUAAACAAGAACUGGUUAAAGUACCCCACUUACUCAACAGUGCAGCUGGUGCAGGAAAUUGACUGCAUUCGCGUGGUGGACAACCAGUGCCAGGAGAUUAUCAAGAAGGUGGAAAGUGUGGCGAUUGAAAUCUUCAAGAUUGGCUCUUUCUCCAGCGGCGCCAAUCUGCUGGAGGCAAAUCGGCUGUUUGAGCUGCAGAACCACAGGGCGGACGACUACAUUCGCCUGGUGCAGGACAAGAAGGAGAUGCAACGGGCGGUGAACAUGUGCCUGGAGGCGGCCGGGCACGAGUUUAACAUUGCCACGCAGAAGAUGCUGCUGCGAGCGGCGCUCUUCGGCAAGAGCUUCACCCAUCAGAUGGACCCGAAGUACUUUGUGGACAUCUGCCAGAAGUUGAAGAUCCUCAACGCCAUUCGCCGACCGAGCGUCGGCAUUCCAUUGACCUUUUACCAGCUGGAGGUGCUCACCACGCACGGCUUGAUUGAUCGACUGAUCGAGCGGCGGCACUUCCUUCUGGCGCUGCGCAUUGCCGCCUUCCUAAAAAUAGCCCCCGAAGAGGGCGACAUUAAGAUUCUGACGAAAUGGGCAUUCUUCAAAGUUCGACAGCAGGACAUUAGCGAGGAGCAGAUUGCCAACGACAUUGCCAACAAGCUGCAGCACUACUCGGGCGUCUCGUACGCGGAAAUUGCCAAUCAGGCCAUUGAGUAUGGCCGUAAGAAUCUCGCCAUUCGCCUGCUUGACUUUGAGCUCAAGCCGACGGACCAAGUGCCGCUGCUGCUGAAGCUGAAGCAGUACCGAAUUGCCCUGCAGCGGGCCAUUGAAAGUGGCGACACCAAUCUGAUUCACGCAGUCAUUCUCAAGCUUAAGGACAUUCACUCGCCCAUGGAGUUUAUCAUGUCGAUUCGUGAAUACCCCGUGGCGUAUGCGCUCUACCAAAAGUACUGCAAGACAGAGGACAGGGAAAAGCUUCGGAAUAUCCUCGAUCAGGAGGACGACUUUGUCGCCGAGGGGCUGUACUGUCUGGAGCAAAGUCUAUCGUCGUCACAAAGCAGCAGCAGCACCUCUACACUGGCUGUCAAUCAGGACAGCCGAAAGCACAAGCUCAGCAUGGUCACUGCGGCGAUGGAUGUCUUCAAGAAGUCGAAGAAUGAGUUUCUCUCGGUGCACUCUGAAGAGUACGUUCGCCUGUUGCGGUACCAGCAGAAAAUGGAGGACCGCUUUCCCUCGAGGAAGUUCUUCGGCCUUUCAGUGCAGGACACCCUUAGUGCACUGCUUCAGCAGAAGGAGUACAAGCUGAGCGAAGAGCUGAAGAAGGAGUUUAAAGUGCCUGACAAGCGCUACUACUAUCUCAAACUGAUGACUUUGGCAGAAAUUGGAGAGUGGCUGGAGAUAGAGAAGCUAUCGAAGGCCAAGAAGUCGCCCAUUGGCUACGAGCCAUUCGUGGAUGUCUGCAUUCAGCACCACAAGCCGUACGAGGCGCAGAAGUAUUUGCCCAAAGUUCGGGAUGAGAACAAAAUUAAGUACUACGUAAAGACUGGCAACUUGGAGGAUGCGGCCAGGUUCGCCGCAGAGAAGAAGGACGCCGAGGCGCUGCAGUACAUUCUCACCAAGUGCGGCCCGGCGAACCGAAUGCUCGCCGACAAGGUACGCAGCAUGAUGACGCAGAUUAAGUGA
Molecule: messenger RNA, 2538 nt
Organism: Rhagoletis zephyria (snowberry fruit fly)
Lineage: Eukaryota; Metazoa; Arthropoda; Insecta; Diptera; Tephritidae
Source: RefSeq, a predicted model, not a curated record